AUCCAUCUCUCGCAAAUCAUUCAACUUCGAUUGUGUCUGCUUCCAUUACUGUCUGUAACGUAUGGAAACACUUCCAUUUAUCUUCAGCUUGGUUGCUGCAUUCUUUGCUUACGCGCUUUGGUUCCAUGUCCUAGCCAAGAGGUUAACCGGUCCGAGAGUAUGGCCUCUAGUCGGUAGCCUGCCGGCAAUCUUCGUGAACCGGAGGCGGAUCCAUGAUUGGAUCGCUAGUAACCUUCGAGCAACCACUGGCUUGGCGACGUAUCAAACGUGUACCAUUCCUCUUCCUUUCUUGGCUUGGAAACAAGGGUUCUAUACUGUCACUUGCCACCCCAAGAACAUAGAGCAUAUUCUCAAGACUCGGUUCGAUAACUACCCAAAAGGGCCUCAUAUGCAAGCUGCAUUUCAUGAUCUUUUGGGGCAAGGGAUCUUCAAUAGUGAUGGAGAGACGUGGCUCAUACAAAGGAAAACCGCAGCUCUUGAGUUCACGACCCGGACGCUCAGGCAAGCCAUGGCUCGAUGGGUGAACCGGACCAUCAAGGAUCGGCUAUGGUGUAUUUUGGAUAAAGCCUGCAAUGAGAAGAAAUCAGUGGACUUGCAAGACUUGUUGCUUCGAUUAACAUUUGACAAUAUUUGUGGUCUUACCUUUGGUAAGGAUCCCGAAACGCUCUCUCCAGAGUUACCUGCGAACCCAUUUGCCGUUGCUUUCGAUGCCGCCACCGAAGCAACUCUCUAUAGGUUCCUUUAUCCUGGUUUCCUAUGGAGAUUGGAGAAAGUUUUGGGGAUUGGAGCAGAGAAAACACUGAAGAGUAGCCUAGAAAUCGUCGGAAACUACAUGAACGAUGCAUUUGAAGCGAGAAAAAAAGCUCCAUCUGAUGAUCUACUGUCCCGUUUUAUGAAGAAGAGAGAUAGUGGAGGCAACCUCUUUACAAGUGACACUCUCCAACACAUUGCUCUUAACUUCGUCCUCGCUGGUAGGGACACCUCUUCUGUGGCCCUCAGCUGGUUCUUCUGGCUUGUCAUGAACCAUCCACAUAUCGAACAAAAGAUCAUCAAUGAAAUAUCAACGGUUCUCCGCGAGUCACGUGGACAAGAUACCAAGAAAUGGCUUGAAGAGCCUCUUCUGUUUGAUGAAGCAGACAAAUUGAUAUAUCUCAAAGCAGCAUUAGCUGAAACGCUGCGUCUAUACCCCUCAGUUCCAGAGGACUUCAAGCAUGUCAUCCAAGACGAUGUCUUACCAGACGGCACCUUCGUGCCCGCCGGCUCAACUGUGAUAUAUUCAAUAUAUUCAGUUGGAAGAAUGAUGACAAUAUGGGGAGAAGAUUGUAUGGAGUUUAGGCCUGAAAGGUGGAUAUCAGAAAGUAGUGACAAGUUCGACCCACCGAAGGAUAGUUUCAAGUUUGUGGCAUUCAAUGCAGGGCCACGGAUUUGCUUGGGGAAAGACUUGGCUUACCUACAAAUGAAGUCCAUAGCCUCUGCAGUUCUGCUCCGUUACCGACUUUCAUCAGUUCCGGGACACCAGGUGGAGCAGAAGAUGUCUCUCACUCUAUUCAUGAAGAACGGCCUUCAUGUUUACAUGCAGCCGCGUCCACUUCCAUAGUUAAUGGGCGUAUUUGGGUUAUUAGAGUUUAUACACUCAGCUGUGUAUUUGGACCAUUAAAUUGUCUUUGUUGGUUUUGAUUCCAGUUGCUUAAGGGUAUACUUUGUCAUUCAAAAGAGUAAUAUCUAUAUU
Molecule: messenger RNA, 1729 nt
Organism: Hibiscus syriacus
Lineage: Eukaryota; Viridiplantae; Streptophyta; Magnoliopsida; Malvales; Malvaceae
Product: cytochrome P450 86A1-like
Exons: 1
Coding region: 62-1597 (511 amino acids)
Molecular function (GO): iron ion binding; oxidoreductase activity, acting on paired donors, with incorporation or reduction of molecular oxygen; heme binding
Source: RefSeq, a predicted model, not a curated record